AUGGGUCUAGUUUUAUGGACCCUGGGGGCUUUGUUAUUGCAGAGUGUGUGUGGUCAGGCGCCGCAUAUUCGCAACCUACAUGCCAGAUUCGACCCGCAACAGGACUCGGUGUACGUCAGCUGGACAGCGCCUUAUGUCAAGGAUGGUAAGGAAGUUUCUCUCGGAGGACGAAUUAGGCUAUUUGGAAAUAAAGUAGCGCGCAAAAUUUAUGAAGAAAUAGCUUGAAGAGCGGCGCUGAUUUUGAAAAAAAAGUAUUUUUGAAUUAGUAAUUUUUUAAAGCGGCAAAGAUCAAUAAAUAUUAUCUCGGCCCUGCCUGCAAUCUUAUUGUUAAAAAUUUCAAUGAGUGUUAUGUGGCCCAUAUAGGCUUCAUUUUUACGUUUUACUUAUCUUUGAUGUUCUAAUUCUUUUUUGUCAGACCUACAAUAUCAAGUGAAGUAUCGCCUAUUGAACCGAGAAGAUGACUGGCAUUAUAUUCGAGUCCAAGAGACCGAAGCAAGGUUAGAAGAGCUCACGAAUCUCAGAAAUGGGGAUGAAGUCGAAGUUGAGGUAAGAAACGCCGUACUUUGUCAUCAUCAGCAAGUGGAAUAUCAGAAAAAAUAUUUUUCUAAAGUUUGAUACCAAAUAUGUUUAUAGGUCAAAUCUGAACUAGACGGAGCCAACCCAGGUCAAUCUUUGGUCAUCAACGUCGUCAAGCAACUUCAAGUUGACGGCCUUACCCUCGAAGAAGACGACUUGCUCCCUCCUCUUAAUUUUCAAGCCCACAUUCUUGAUCCCUAUACUGUAAAACUCCAAUGGAGACCUUAUAAUCUCAAUCCCAAUGCCUUCUACAUAGUGAAUUCAAAGCAAUUGACUCCUAGGAAUGAGGAUAACCUGUUCAGACAACAGGUAAGACAGAUGGUCUAGUAUAAUGUAAAAAUAUUUAUAUUUUAGGUCAGAGUAGAGGAAACCGAGUUUGUUUUGAGGAAUCUGGAGCCCGGAGAGAAGUAUGAGUUUACAAUUCGGACGGCUACAGCGCCAGAUCAUACAUCCAGCACUGCGGCGAUCGUGGAGAUCACCAUGCCUGGAGGUAAUUUUACAGUGGGGGACCUGAUCCAGUGGCAUAAAACGACCAUUUUGUAUCCGGGAAGUAUCAAAAAUGUGGCAAAAUGCUUCCCUCUCCAAGUGAAAAAAAAAUUCGUUUUGAAGAGCGCGCCGAUUGCCUCACAAAAAGAGCCGGGCGCGCUUUUGAAAUAUGAGUUUUUUUCACUUGGAGAGGGAAGCAUUUUACCGCAUUUUUGAUACUUCCCGGAUGUAAAAUGGCACGUUUUUUGCCACUGGAUCAGGUCCCCCACUGUAGGAAUAAUUGUCCACAACCCUGCUUUUUUGAUAGCAAAAAGUCUUAAAACGAUCGCGAAAGUCUUUGACAACUAUAUUUUUACAGCGGAAGAGUACUACGAAGUUGGAAAUCUCCUGAUCUCCAGUAAAUUUAACCUUGAUGGAACUGGAACCGUAAAUUUAACCUGGGAAGUUCCUCGAAACAUGAAAGAUAAGAUUCAAGGAUACCAUGUGGAAUACACUCCGGAACAAGCCAAAGACUGGAAAAAGCUCUACUUUGACGGAAGCAGUCCUACGACAAUUUUGACGGAUCUCACUAGGUGAGAAGGCCUACUGCAAUAUCGAAAAAAAAACUAAAUUUGCUACUAAAACAAUGUAAAAGCUAAAUGACCAAAUUAAUUUCAGUGACACACAGUACUUACUGAAAAUACGAACCGUCCUGAAAAACAAUCUGGAGACCGACAGCGGCGAGUUCAAGUUCAAGACACCCAGAAUUCCGAGAAAUCCAAUCGAAAAAGUUGAUGUCAUCUAUUCCAGUGAGACUUCAGAUGUCAGAUUACAAUGGGAACUCAAGCGGUAAGAUAUUUUGCAACCUAUUUUAUAGUUGAUAACUAACUUUCCGAUAAUUUUUUCAAACAAAAGUUAACCUAUAUUAUCCAUGUUUAGUGAUGAAGAUUCGAAUGCAAUUAGUGGCUAUGUCGUCUACAUAAAUGAAGAUCCCGAUGCUCCAGAGCACGUCUGGCGAAGGAUUCAACAUAAUUCGGCGGAUAAAUCGGUUCUCAUUGCGGGACUUUUGACCGAUACAACCUAUUAUGUUAGAAUCACACCUAUCCUAAGUGAUGGCACCGUGCAAAAAUCUACUGUGGUCUAUCGAUUCACAACUUUAUGUAGGUGAAAAUAGAGUCCAUAAAGAACGUUUUAGCCCAUCAACCAAGACAUCAUCACAAACGACAUCGACGUCAUCUAAGACAUUACAUCAAGAUCACGGACUGCUAUGAUAAUGUAAAAUUUUGAUGAAAACCUCGACAAAUUGUUCUUACAAUUGACAUUCUGCCAGAUUAGUCUUAGAAUCAAUCUUGCCAAAUUUUAUCCACUUUUUAGGUAUGAAUUAUCAUGGAUAAUAUUUUAGAAGGACUGCAAAUCCUCAGAACGCUGCACUCAGAUGGAAGAUGGGAAAUGGUGCCUCCCUCGCGUCCGCAAACUCGCAAAAAAUAUCGAUACAGACAUUAUGGUACAAAAAUACGUUAUUUACACAAACUAA
This is a messenger RNA of Bursaphelenchus xylophilus (pine wood nematode), 2575 nucleotides long. NCBI's taxonomy places the organism in Eukaryota, Metazoa, Nematoda, Chromadorea, Rhabditida, Aphelenchoididae. The record is from the annotation of a GenBank genome assembly.